UUCAAGAAUGUAAGCAAGAAAUUGAGCUUUAUAUCAAACAGACACUUUUGCAAAUCUCAUACCUCAAUUCCUGAACUCGAACUUGUUCGUUAUGAAGAACGUCAUGAAGCCCGGAAACGGCAAGAGAUUCACCGUUAUAUCUCUCGUCUUCAUUGCGUUCUUGUUCACUUUCGCGUCCAUUAAUCAAAUACGUUUCGACCAUCUUUCAAACUUCAGAAGAUGUGCUAUCUCCCCAUCUUUAUCAAACGACUCUUCGCUAUCCAUGAAGUCAUCAGACGACGAGAUCCGAAUCCUCCUCGGGAUCCUAACACUCCCGGACCAGUACCAACGCCGCCAUUUCCUCCGGCUUGUUUACGGGACGCAGUCCGUGGUCGGAGCAAGAAUCGACGUGAAGUUUGUUUUCUGCAACCUAACGAAAGAAGACCAGAAGGUUUUAGUGGCACUUGAGAUAAUGCAAUACGAUGAUAUCAUAAUAUUGAACUGCCAAGAGAACAUGAAUAAAGGGAAGACUUACACCUACUUCUCGAGCUUACCGGAUAUGCUGAUUGACAACUCCGAGGCGGCCAACGGUGGCGGAAGGCGGCAGCAAUACCCACCAUACCAUUACGUGAUGAAGGGUGAUGACGAUGCGUAUUUCCGGCUGAACGAGUUGGCAGAGAGCCUGAUCCCGCUACCAAGAGAAGACUUAUACUACGGCUAUGUUAUCCCCUGUCCUAGUAUGGAUCCUUUCGUGCAUUACAUGUCGGGAAUGGGAUAUUUGGUAUCAUGGGAUAUCGUUGAGUGGUUAAGAGAUUCGGAUAUCCCGAAAAAACACUUAGAAGGGCCCGAAGAUAAAGUUUUUGGAGAUUGGAUUCGAGAGGGACGACGUGGGAAAAAUCGGCAUAACGCUAAGUGGUCUAUGUAUAAUUAUCCAGAGCCGCCAACAAGAUGUACACACGAGCUUUGGCCCGACACAGUGGCCGUACACCUUUUGAAGACGCAAGAAAAGUGGAUACGGACAUUGCAGUACUUUAACGUUACCCGAAAUAUGAAACCUUCAAAACUGUACCAUAUACCUUAGUUGAUGAUGAUGAUGCUAUACUACUACAUUCUAACCAUUUUUUGCUGGAAUUUUUCACAGUAAACAAUAAAGAUUUGAUUUUAUUGCUAAUUUAUAGUUCUUAACUUCUUAUGUUACUAUCUUGCUGAUUUGAUGUAUU
Molecule: messenger RNA, 1199 nt
Organism: Cynara cardunculus var. scolymus (artichoke)
Lineage: Eukaryota; Viridiplantae; Streptophyta; Magnoliopsida; Asterales; Asteraceae
Exons: 1
Coding region: 92-1060 (322 amino acids)
Cellular component (GO): Golgi membrane
Molecular function (GO): hexosyltransferase activity
Source: RefSeq, a predicted model, not a curated record